Amphiprion ocellaris (clown anemonefish) is the source of this 1776-nucleotide messenger RNA. RefSeq names its product tRNA methyltransferase 10B (gene trmt10b). Lineage: Eukaryota; Metazoa; Chordata; Actinopteri; Pomacentridae. Gene Ontology annotation, biological process: tRNA N1-guanine methylation. Gene Ontology annotation, molecular function: tRNA binding. Gene Ontology annotation, cellular component: nucleoplasm; nucleus. The coding region runs from base 166 to 1125 and encodes 319 amino acids. The transcript has 10 exons. The record is from RefSeq and is a predicted model, not a curated record.
GACUUCGACUCGUGUAUGUCUUUUUCCUCAUCUUUCUACAUUCAAACAACUCAUAUGUUGCUUUUAUGAGUCAUUUGGGGGAUUUAAUGGAAUAUCAAUAAUUUCUGACAACAGCCAGAGUCAAGACGACAGCGUGAUGCCUCUGGAGAACAGCAGGAGACUGAAAUGGCACAAAAUUCAUCAGAAAUGUGCGAAAUGCAGCUGAAUGGAGUUUCGGAGCUGAUGGAUCUGCUUCACAUCGACGUGGAGGCUGAUGUAGUGGAUGACAGACCAGGGAGAGAAGACGCACUUUACUCAAGGAACGUACUGAGGAAGCAGAGGCACUGGGAGAAGCAGUUAGCUGCAAAGAAGAGCAAGAGGAAAGAAGAGAAGCAGAGGAGGAAGCUCAAUCGCGAGCAAGAGUCAGGUACCAGCACAGAGCAUCAGUUUAGCAAACGAGUCAUGAAGGCGAUCACCAAAGAGCGUUUAGCUGAAGCUCAGUCCACAGGGCUCAAACUCUGCAUUGAUCUGAGUAUGACAGACUGCAUGUCUGACAAGGAGAUAAGCCGACUGGCUGGCCAGUUAAGACGUCUGUACGGGUCGAACAAGAAAGCAACUCGACCGUUUCAUUUGUUUCUGACAGACCUGAGAGAGGACAGUCGUCUCUACAGGGAGUGCAUACGGAUGAAUGAGGGCUUCCUCAACUACGUGAUGGACAUAACAGAGGAAAGCUGUCUGGAUCUGUUUCCCUCAGAAACUGUCAUCUACCUCACUCCAGAUGCUGAAGAAGCUUUGGAGACAGUGAAUGCAGACAAGGUGUACGUCCUCGGUGGGCUUGUGGAUGAAAGCAUCCAGAAGAAGUUGAGCUUCUCGAGAGCCAGACAGCUGAGUGUCCACACAGCGAGGCUGCCCAUAGACGAGUACAUGGUGAAGAAAGCCAAUGAAAAGAAUUUCCACUCUAAGAUCCUGGCAGUCAAUCAAGUGUUUGACAUCCUGUUGACCUUCUGUGACACUGGCAGCUGGACAGAAGCCUUGCAGACGUGGUUCCCUCUGGGGAAGGGUUAUGUUGUUGCACCGGGCGAGUUUCCAAGUGACCACAUGGGCAGAGCCAAGGCGGAGUCUGGGUGGAGUCAGGGCGGAGAGUAGGCGGGGAGGUGGGUGGCGGCCUCCCCCCUCUACUCCCCCACCCUCCCUCCACCGCCCACCACACCUUCCCCCGCCCGACGAGUUCUUCGAGUCUCCACGAGUUCUUCGAGUCUCGACAGGUUUUCCCGAGUUUCUUGAGUUUCCACGAGGUCGGAGGCAGAACAAGUUGUCAUGAAGAGGUGUUGAAGUCAGCCAGGAUGGACUGACUUUUUACAGCGACUAGAAGGAAGACAACUAGAAGAGCAGGUCUUUAACCACCAUCCAUAAAAUCCAUGGAGUCGCUCCAGAGAAAUGAAAGAAGGUCAACUUUUAUCAACCUCCAUCCAGAUGUUCAACUCGAUAUCUUUGACAUUUUUAGCACCACAAACCUUUAGUAUCACACUUUAUUAUCAUUUAUUAGGACUUUAAUGGAAUCCACUAGCAGAUUUACUUUUUGUUGACAAACUUUAUUCUUGUCGUCGUGGGACUGCAGUAUUUAAAACUGUUCCUUCUAUUUGACCUCAUGUUUAUUAGUUUCAGUGGAUAAAGUUGGAAUUGUCAAUUAGUCUCUUAAAAACUAAAUAAUAAAUUGGAUUAGUCAAGAGGUUUAAAUUUCUUACUUUGUCAUAUUUUAAAUAUGACAAAAAAAUAUAAAAAUAAAGCAUCUUGAGA